Messenger RNA from Ramularia collo-cygni, 2490 nucleotides. RefSeq names its product related to membrane protein, contains two CBS domains. NCBI's taxonomy places the organism in Eukaryota, Fungi, Ascomycota, Dothideomycetes, Mycosphaerellales, Mycosphaerellaceae. The transcript has a single exon. Gene Ontology annotation, biological process: magnesium ion homeostasis. The coding region runs from base 1 to 2490 and encodes 829 amino acids. The record is from RefSeq and is a predicted model, not a curated record. Gene Ontology annotation, cellular component: intracellular membrane-bounded organelle.
AUGUCAGCUCGAACUGGUAGAAAUGGCCAUUCCGCCCUGACAGCCACCCUCCGCCCGUCAAUCCUCGCCGUCGCUCGCUUACUGGCCCUCCCUCUUGUCUCCGCCCUCCCACACUCCCUCACCACGCUCAAAAAGCACGACGAUGACGCGCCGAAAGAUGUCUCGGAUCCGAAUCUGUACCUCUACCUGGGAGUGGCCGUCUUGUUGGUCCUUCUCGGCGGCGUCUUUGCGGGAUUGACCAUUGCGUUGAUGGGACAGGAUGAGACGUAUCUCCAGGUCAUCGCGACGAGUGGCGAGGGGGGUGAGAGGAGACAUGCAGCACGAGUGUUGAAAUUGUUGGGUAGAGGGAAACAUUGGGUGUUGGUGACUCUGUUAUUGAGCAAUGUCAUCACCAAUGAGACGCUGCCCAUUGUGCUGGAUCGGAGUUUGGGCGGAGGAUGGCCGGCAGUCGUGACUUCCACCGUCCUCAUUGUCAUUUUCGGAGAAGUGGUGCCGCAGUCGAUCUGCGUGAGAUUCGGUCUGUCCAUUGGAGCGUACAUGGCGCCCAUUGUCACGGGAUUGAUGUGGGUCAUGGGUCCCGUCGCGUGGCCGACUGCGAAACUGCUGGAUUAUCUGCUGGGAGAGGAUCAUGGGACCAUGUAUAAGAAGGCAGGAUUGAAGACGCUGGUGACAUUGCAUAAGACGCUGGGCACGGGUGCGGGCGMGCAACUGAUGGAGGACGAGGUGACAAUCAUCAACUCCGUGCUGGAUCUGAAGGAGAAGCCGGUGGGAGGCAUCAUGACGCCCAUGCAGGAUGUCUUUACCAUGUCGGCGGAUACGGUGCUGGACGAGAAGAUGAUGGAUACCAUUCUGAGUCAGGGAUAUUCCCGAAUUCCCAUCUACUCGCCUACCAACGGCAGGGAUUUCAUCGGCAUGCUGUUGGUCAAGAUUCUCAUCACUUACGACCCCGAAGACUGCAAACGUGUGAGAGACUUUGCUCUGGCCACGCUGCCGGAAACCGCUCCACACACCUCCUGCUUGGACAUUAUCAAUUUCUUUCAGGAAGGCAAGUCACACAUGGUGCUCGUGAGCGACUACCCAGGUCAAGACAAGGGCGCUCUUGGAGUUGUUACUUUGGAAGAUGUGAUUGAGGAGUUGAUCGGAGAGGAAAUCAUCGACGAGUCAGACGUCUUUGUCGACGUCCACAAAGCCAUCCGCCGCCUUGCACCCGCGCCCAAGACCCGCUUCCCCCAUGGCAAGACGGGAACUGCAGUUCACGAUGAUUGGGAGAGCGAGGUUGAUGAACGAACUUCCCUUCUCCCCAAACAUGGCGAUGGUGGCAGCAAACGUCCCUCUCUCGUCAAUGGCCACCAGACUACAUUCCUGAUGCGUAGAAAGUCCAGUAAUGCUUCUGAUGCCACUCGUGGGACAGGGACAGAGAAGGUGCGGUCUGGAGCGGACGACAUGAGAGAGCACCUCAAGCAUCUCGGACCAUCGAAUGCUGCCAGCAAGCCGAGAGCUACCAAAUACAGCAGCGUGAAGAUCAAGCCUGGCGUCGGAACGAUACCCGAAAACAAGACCACAACAACCGGCGUUGCAGAACAGAACGGAGGUCCGCCUUCUGCAAGUCCCAUCAUCAUGGGAGAGCAGCAGCAUGAUGGCGGACAUGAAGACCACCCCGCGAUCGAGGAGGCCGUUGAGGCGUUGAGAAGCGAUUCGAGAGGAGCGUCCAAGGGAGCAGCAGCUGUCAUGAACGCCAUCGGCAGCCCGAACAUUGGCCCACGCAGAGGAAGCGGUCUUAGCGCGAAAGAAGCAAGUCAGAUUGCCGAGGAGAAUGCUGUCGCGAAAAUGUCGAAAGAGUUGGAGGAACAGCAGCAACGACUACAAGAACAGCGGGAUCGAGAGCCGGACUUUCCUGAGAAGAUUGUCGUGGGUCCGGGAGGAAGUGAGACUGCGGGGAGUGAGAUGGGAGGUUCUUCGAGGCAGGGCAGUAAUCCGCAUAACAAUGCCAGUGUGAAUGCUAGCAGGGAGAGUGUGGCGGUUGUUGAUGGAGAGGAUCAUGGAGACACGGUGUCUGAGAUGAAAGAUUCCAAGGCAAAGAAGGGGAAGAAAGGCGGUGCUGCGAGAAGUGGAAGUAUUACGGAGAGUAUUGUUGAGGGAGAGGGAGGGAUGAGAAAAGUUGUGUUGGAGACUACCAGUAGCAGCUCGAGCGAGGAGGGUGGAGUCAAUUCGGAGACGUCGCCUAAGAGUGGUGGGCAGGGAAGUAAGAAGGAUGGCCAGGGAAAAGAUGCGAAGAAAGAUUUGAAGAAGGUGAAGGAGGACGGAAAGGGUGAUUCGGGAAGUGGUGAGAGUAGAGAUGAUACGAAUGGAGAGGGAGAGAGUGCGGCGGAUGGAGGUGAUGCGAAGAAGAAGGCGCCGAGGAAGAAGAGAGGAAAGAGAAAGAAGGGUGGUGCUACUGGUACUGGUGCUGGCACUGGAGGAAGUGGGGCGGGUGGGAGCGAGGCGAGUUGA